AAAGGAGAAACAUUAUAAAUAAAUGUUAAGAGAAGUGUGUUCAUUCAAAUUCUGUUAGCAACUUAACAAAAACUAAUGGGCAUCAUCUCUGAUUCCACCCCUUCUGUUUCCACCGCCACGAAAUGGCUCGGCUUUGUCGCCGCCCUAUGGAUUCAAGCCAUCUCCGGCAACAACUACACAUUCUCAAACUACUCUGACGCUCUCAAAUCCCUCAUGCACCUCACCCAAACAGAACUCAACAAUCUCUCCGUCGCUAAAGAUGUUGGUAAAGCCUUUGGGCUUCUCGCCGGGCUUGCCUCCGACCGUUUACCCACUUGGGCUAUUCUCCUCAUUGGUUCCUUCGAAGGUCUCAUCGGUUACGGCGUUCAAUGGCUUGUUGUUGGUCAAAUCAUUCAACCUCUUCCUUACUGGCAGAUGUGUGUGUUUUUGUGCAUGGGAGGGAAUAGCACAACAUGGAUGAACACUGCAGUUUUAGUGACAUGCAUAAGAAACUUCCGGCGAAACAGAGGACCGGUUUCAGGGAUUCUUAAAGGCUAUGUGGGUUUAAGCACUGCGAUUUUCACUAAUCUUUGUUCUGCACUUUUCUCUGAAGACCCUGCUUUUUUCCUUCUCACGCUAGCUCUUAUCCCUUUCAUUGUUUGUCUCACCGGCGUUUUUUUCCUCCGUGAAGUUCCUGUCCCUAAAACUACCACCGCCGCUGAAGACAGCGAAGAGGGGAAGUACUUUGGUAUCUGUAACGCCGUCGCUGUCGUUUUGGCGGUUUAUUUAUUAGCUUAUGGUUUUGUUCCUAAUCCUAGUACACUUGUGUCAAGGGUUUUUGUUGCCGUUUUGCUUGUUCUUUUGGCGUCGCCGGUGGGGAUCCCGGUUUAUGCUUAUUUGAAAAGUAGUAUUUCGGGUCGGGUCGGAGUUGAUAUUGAGGAUCAACGGGUGAAAGAACCGUUGCUUCAGAAUGAGGAGAAGGAAAGUGAAGCGGUGACGGAGGAGGAGGUGGUGGUGGUUAAGCGACAACCGGUGGUGGGGGAGGAACACACUAUAUUGGAGGUGAUGAAAAGUUUGGAUUUCUGGAUUUUGUUUGUGUCGUUUCUAUGUGGAGUUGGGACGGGUUUGGCGGUGAUGAAUAAUAUGGGUCAAAUCGGGUUGGCACUCGGGUAUACAGAUGUAUCCCUAUUUGUCUCAUUAACUAGCAUAUGGGGCUUUUUUGGAAGGAUCGUAUCUGGUUCUGUUUCCGAACAUUUCAUCAAGAAAUCUGGAACACCUAGACCUCUUUGGAAUGCAAUAUCUCAAAUUCUAAUGGCUGUCGGCUACAUACUAUUAGCCAUGGCUAUGCCCGGUUCACUUUACAUCGGUUCUAUUAUAGUCGGCAUAUGUUACGGAGUGCGCCUUGCUGUUACAGUCCCAACAGCCUCCGAGUUAUUCGGCCUCAAAUACUAUGGUCUCAUCUACAAUAUCCUCAUCCUCAACCUUCCCCUUGGCUCUUUCCUCUUUUCCGGGCUACUUGCCGGCAUACUCUAUGAUAUGGAGGCAACAACAACAGAAGGAGGUGGUAACACGUGCGUUGGAGGUCACUGUUACAGACUAGUCUUUGUAGUCAUGGCUGGUGCAUGUGUUGUUGGAUUCUUCUUAGACAUUCUAUUAUCAAUUAGAACCAAAAAUGUUUACACCAAGAUUUGCAUGAGUAAGAAAUCCAGGAAAUCAUCAGCGUCGUCAAGUAGCUAAUGAACAUGAAUUGGGUGUCCACAAUAUGGUAUAGAACAAUGCUGGGAUUGAUGACAUUUUUGCUCAGUGAUAUCCCAAUUGUAUCCCACAUUAGCAAUUAAAUAGUUCAUUCAAUUUUUGAAAAUAAAGCCGGGUUGUUUUGUUUUUAAUUCCAUUAUGAAAUGUAAGCAUUUUACCGGCGGCCUCUGUUAUUUUAAUGUUUGCAAAUUGCAAAUGGGUUAUAAUAAUUCUUUUCUUUCAAUUUGGAGAGAGAGAAUAGGCUAUUCAAUUUUGUGUUGUAUUUUGGUUUUUAUUCUGCAAGUGUAACUCAAGUGUUGUUUGGCAAGUGACUAGUCUAUAUUGAUGUCAAGAAAGAUUUGUGGAGAAAAAUAUGAAGGAACAGACUUGUAGUGUAAGAGAGCCAACAGGAAUUUAAUGAUGUAAAACGAGCCACGUAACAGAAUUUUGUGGUUUGCUAAAGUUUUUUUAAAGUGGCUUUCUAUCA
Messenger RNA from Cicer arietinum (chickpea), 2200 nucleotides. RefSeq names its product protein NUCLEAR FUSION DEFECTIVE 4-like. Lineage: Eukaryota; Viridiplantae; Streptophyta; Magnoliopsida; Fabales; Fabaceae. Gene Ontology annotation, cellular component: membrane. The record is from RefSeq and is a predicted model, not a curated record.